AUGGUUAUGUUAAAGAUCACCGCUUUCCUUGUCGCCUAUGCUUUGAUUAUUUGUCAGAUGUACUGCACAAAUGCAGCUCCAUCCAGGCCCGCUUUGGAGCCCUCACAAAACGAAGCGACGCUCAACGACUACGAGGCGAAAAGGUUACUUAACGCACUUAUUAAGGAAUUCGUCCAGAUGACUGCAGAAGACCUCGAGCAAGAGACCGAAGAGAACAGUGUGGCUAGACCCAUGUCCAAGCGCUGCUCCAAUCUGAGCACCUGCGUGCUGGGCAAGCUUUCUCAGGAGCUGCACAAGCUGCAGACGUACCCACGCACCAACGUAGGAGCGAGUACUCCGGGCAAGAAGCGCAGCGUCGAGCCUGUCAGCAGCUUUUCUACUUACAGGGAGCCGUCCGAUCUCAUCUAGACUCAUCUCGUUCUGGCUCGGUCCUGAUAUCUGAAUGCUGAUGCAUGUGGAUUGUUUUGCUUGCCUGAAUGAUUUGAGAAUCAUUUUUGUUUUUGAUUGGCAGAGAUACACUUUAAUAUUUUUUUCCCUUAAUUAAUCGAUUAAGUUAGCAUUUACGUAUACUUACCUGGGCAGCUUUGUUUAACAGCUCAGAUACAGCAGCACAGAUAUCUUUUCUUUGACUUA
Trichomycterus rosablanca is the source of this 633-nucleotide messenger RNA. It is a transcript of the gene calca, whose product is annotated as calcitonin/calcitonin-related polypeptide, alpha. The transcript has 3 exons. Gene Ontology annotation, cellular component: extracellular region. The coding region runs from base 1 to 408 and encodes 135 amino acids. Gene Ontology annotation, molecular function: calcitonin receptor binding; hormone activity. NCBI's taxonomy places the organism in Eukaryota, Metazoa, Chordata, Actinopteri, Siluriformes, Trichomycteridae. The record is from RefSeq and is a predicted model, not a curated record.